AUGGUAUCCUGGUUACGGGAUUUGGAGCGGUCUCUGUCGAGUGAUGAUGUGAUGCUCUUCCGGAUGAUUGCGGAGAGUAGGUACGGCCACCUGCGUGAUUCUAAAUAUAGCACAAACGUCACUAUGAUGGACUGGGUCUAUAGCACGGCAUCGGGUUGGUGGAAGACCGCGCAG
Molecule: messenger RNA, 174 nt
Organism: Sphaeroforma arctica JP610
Lineage: Eukaryota; Ichthyosporea; Ichthyophonida
Exons: 1
Source: RefSeq, a predicted model, not a curated record